AUGGCGGGGAUUUUUCCGAAAGUGAUGACUGAUAAACUCAGCUUAGACCCAAGGUUUGCUCCGAUAAAGCAGAAGAGGAGACCCAUAGCUAAAUACAAGAAUAGGUUUGUUAAAGAAGAGGAAACAUUUGAGGUGCUCAAGAGGUUCAACAUAGAGUUGAAUCCGGAGAAAUGUGCUUUUGGUGUUGGCUCAGAAAAAUUUCUAGGAUUCCUGGUGUCAAACCGUGGAAUUAAGGUCAACCCGGAUAAAAUAAAGGCUAUAGAGGAAAUCUUGGAGGUGUUGGAAGAUGUAAAGGCAGUACAAAAGUUAACCGAAAAAUUGGCAGCAUUAAGCCGUUUUAUUUCUCGUUCCUCUGAAAAAAGUCAUCAAUUUUUCUCGCUGUUAAAAAGGAAAAAAGAUUUCAAGUGGAUGCCAAAAUCUCAGCAAUCUUUAAGGGACUUGAAGAAAUAUCUUUCAAAUGUAUCCUUGUUGUCUAAACCACUGGAGGGUGAGCAGCUCCUUGUGUAUUUGGUCGUGUCCAAAGUGGCGGAAAAUAAGGCGUUACUUUCAAUGUCAUCCUAUUUCUAUCGUAACAACUUAUCCAUUAAGGAAUAUGUUGCUAAACCUGAACUCUUAGGUAGGUUAGCAAACCCUAAAAUGGUACCUGAGGUUGAAGGAGAAUUUAUAAUUUCUUCUGAGGCAUUACCCGGGGUCUGGACCUUGUUUAUAUAUGGGGCAACUAGCGUAAAGUGGAUGCAGAAGUAUUUAGAUAAAGUUCAAAUACUGUUAUGCCGUUUCAAGGAAUGGACCAUGGAGUAUAUUUUGCGAGAGCAAAAUUUUAAAGCUGAUGCCCUAGCAAAUUUGAGAUCAUCGACUGACGCCGAAAGAAUCAGCUCGAAAAAAGUUGUGCUGUUGUUAAAUUCGGCAUUAGAUCUAUCACGCCCCAAACUGGAGGGGUGA
Molecule: messenger RNA, 939 nt
Organism: Lycium barbarum (goji berry)
Lineage: Eukaryota; Viridiplantae; Streptophyta; Magnoliopsida; Solanales; Solanaceae
Exons: 5
Coding region: 1-939 (312 amino acids)
Source: RefSeq, a predicted model, not a curated record